UUCAUCUCCUAAUAAGAGAGAGGGAGAGAGAUAUAUAGAGAAAACAACUGAAGAUGAGGCCUGGUCCCUGCUUGAAGAUCUUCUUGCUUUGCAGUGUGUUGACAGUCACGGAUGGCACCACUGUGGUGUCGGGCACAGAGGGCGGGAAUGCCAGCAUCAGGUGUAACUACAGCCAGCGCUACAGCAGCUACUCCAAGUACUUCUGCCAGGGCGAGCAUCCUUUCUGUAAGGAUAUGGUCCACACUGAUGCCACACACAAGCUGGUCAAACAGGGCAGGUACUCGCUGUAUGAUAAUGGGCAAGACUCCUUCCAGGUGGACAUCACAGAGCUGAGUUUCGAGGAUGAUGGCCUUUAUCAGUGCGCCGUGGACAUACCAUUUGCUAUUGAUGUGUAUGAGGAAGUCUACAUUAAUGUCACUGAUGGUCAAGCCACCAUCUCUCCAACAUUGCUGUCCAACGUACCAAUCAAUAAUGAAGGAACUGCAUUCCCAAAGCUGCAGCCAACCACACAUCUGUAUGCCACAACAUACCCACAAGCAUCACCAGUGGGAACACCAGGACCGACAGGAACUGCAUUACCAAAGCUGCAGCCAACCACACACCUGUAUGCCACACCACACCCACAAGCAUCACCAGUGGGAACGCCAGGACCGACAGGAGAGUCCAGUGAACAUUCCCCCAAAUUGUAUCUCGUGCUGUCAGCCAUUGUGGGCCUGAUUGUUGUGCUAAUGGUGGGCACGCUAACUCUGCCCAUUAUAUUGUAUGCGAAGAGGGCCAAGUCAUCAGAUUCAGUAAACCUCCCUGCAGCCAUGGAGACUGCUGAGGUUGAACCAUAAACUCAAAAGAUUUGCGGAGGAUGCAGUAGCAGUUUGGCUGACCAGCAACGCACCACAACCAGACAAGAGCGCACCACACACAUACAACACAUCACUCACAUCAGUAUUUCUUAAGAACUUCAUUCAAACCAGUAAUGGCUG
Sardina pilchardus (European sardine) is the source of this 977-nucleotide messenger RNA. Its product is annotated as CMRF35-like molecule 8. Gene Ontology annotation, molecular function: transmembrane signaling receptor activity. The transcript is spliced from 12 exons. Bases 54 to 836 code for a protein of 260 amino acids. Gene Ontology annotation, cellular component: plasma membrane. Lineage: Eukaryota; Metazoa; Chordata; Actinopteri; Clupeiformes; Clupeidae. The record is from RefSeq and is a predicted model, not a curated record.